Biomphalaria glabrata is the source of this 1051-nucleotide messenger RNA. RefSeq lists its product as uncharacterized. NCBI's taxonomy places the organism in Eukaryota, Metazoa, Mollusca, Gastropoda, Planorbidae. Gene Ontology annotation, molecular function: nucleic acid binding. The record is from RefSeq and is a predicted model, not a curated record. Bases 80 to 856 code for a protein of 258 amino acids. Gene Ontology annotation, biological process: DNA integration. The transcript has a single exon.
AGUAAUAAAGUGCUUCGACCAGUUAUUUUUCCUCUUUGGAACACCCAGUUACAUCCACUCUGAUCGUGGCACAUCAUUUAUGUCCACAGAAACUACAGAAUAUCUACAUUCUAAGGGCAUAGCCACUAGCAGGACAACGCCCUAUAAUGCCAAAGGAAAUGGGCAAAUAGAAAAGCUGAAUAAAACAUUGUGGCAGGCUAUUUUAUUAGCAUUGGACUCAGGGAAGUUGGAACUAUCACAGUGGGAAUCUGUGUUGCCCCAGGCACUUCACUCAAUUCGAUCAUUACUGUGUACUUCUACUAAUGAAACUCCACACGAACGGAUCUUCAAAUUCAACAGAAGAUCGCCAACGGGAACAUCCUUGCCUACUUGGCUACAGAACCCAGGCAAAGUAUUACUAAAAUCCCCUGUAAGAUCUUCAAAAUUUGACCCAUUGGUACAAGAGGUUGAACUUAUUAGCUGCAACCCACAGUACGCCCAUAUACGAUUUCCAAACGGCCGGGAGGAGACAGUGUCGCUUAGGCACCUGGCGCCAAAGGAAAGUUCCACGAACGACUAUUUCGAACCAGAGAACGGUAUUCUGCCUCAAGAGGUCGGUGACUCUUUGGAUCUCUCACCAGGGAGUCGCUACGGGCCUGAAACUAUCAGUAAUUCACAGAGUCCCACCCCAAUGAUGUACAACCAGCCAGAAGUCAUCAGUGACUCACAGGGGAGCCACCCAAUGCCAGAGGCCAAUAUUGACUCGAGUCCCGUACAGGACAGUUACGACUUGCAAGGAGAAAAGUCUACGCCAGAGAUACCUCCGGAUCCUUCCCUUCAUGCGCAUGGUUAUAACCUAAGACCCAGAAAGAAAUAAAGGAGGGGUGAAUGGAGUGAUCGUUAAAUGAACUUGUGUGUUACCCGUGCUUGUAAUCGUGCUAGUAUUUGUAAUCGUGUUCGCAUUAUCGUAGUCUGUGAAUCGUGACCAGUCUGUACUGUGUUAUUGUGUGUAUCAGUCGUGUUUUAUUGAAAUAAAGCCUUGUUUCUAAGGUUAUGAAUUGACUUAGUAUAU